GUCUACCAGAAUCCAACAUGGCAGCAUGUGGAACAGAGACCACUCCCUGAGAAAAAAGUAACUGUGGAGGUGCUCGAUCACCUGGAACGUCUGGCACUAGUUGACUUCCGCAACUGGGAGGGUGUACAACGGCUGGAGAAAGCAAUCCAAUUUGCUGCUCAACUUCAUGCUGUUAACACAGAAGGGGUAGAACCAAUGGAUUCAGUACUAGAGGAUAGAUGUCUGUAUCUCAGAGAAGAUAACAUCACAGAAGGCAACUGCACUGAGGAGCUAUUGCAAAAUGCCAGAGAAACAGUUGAGGAAUAUUUCGUAGCCCCACCAGGUAACAUCCCUUUACCAAAGCUAGAGGAACGAGAUACUUUUCUGCAAGUCUCCGAGUGAAAGUCAAGGUCUGGAAUGCCACUUUGGCUUUUAAGUCAUCUGUGACAAUUGGCAUAUAUGCAACCAUGGCUGUGGAGUAUCUUGAUGCAAGUGUCUAAUCCCAAGAAUAAUACCCUCACAUAAUUAUUUGAUUUUUCUUCCUUCCUUUCUUCUGUAAGAUUACUUUGAAAUUAAAGGUUUGGUGUAUUUUUCUAGUA
This is a messenger RNA of Chelonoidis abingdonii (Abingdon island giant tortoise), 578 nucleotides long. The record is from RefSeq and is a predicted model, not a curated record. Lineage: Eukaryota; Metazoa; Chordata; Testudines; Testudinidae.